Pecten maximus is the source of this 1397-nucleotide messenger RNA. RefSeq names its product endochitinase A-like. The transcript has 4 exons. NCBI's taxonomy places the organism in Eukaryota, Metazoa, Mollusca, Bivalvia, Pectinida, Pectinidae. The annotation marks the transcript as partial. The record is from RefSeq and is a predicted model, not a curated record.
CAGCGGACUGUUGUCUGGCACAGAGAUCUAUUACCUAACUAACUCCACUGUAAACUUUAUCUAAAAGGAGGGGAUGUAUUAUAUUGACAAUUCCAGUGUGGAUUUGGUUCAUAAAUAGAUUAUUUAACCAACAUCACAGAGGACAGGAUUAUAUACAUACGGAUAUAUCAUUUAACCAACUUCACAUAGGACUUGAUACACAGAUUAUUUAACUACAUUUACACUGAAGAUUGAUGAUUUGAUUAGUAAAGAAUUUAUUUACCAAUUUCUCUUUGAAAAUUGGACUUGAUUAAUAUUGAAGUAUUUUGUCAGAAACGCCACAGUGAAUCUAUUCAUUACUUCUAACUGGGAAAUGUAAAGACACCAACUCGCCAGGGUGUUGGGAAUGACUGAUAGUUUUCAGAUGUUUUGUGUAGCCAAGACUUCUGGACUUCACCUAUAACGACAAGACCUAAAAGAUGGAGAAAGCCUGCAAUUUUAUGUGGAUAAUUCUUCUUAUAUAUGUUCCUACCAUAUGUUGGACAGGGAGAGCUAAUAUAUUGAACGUUUCUAAGGAAUCCCAGUCAGAUCCAUCACUCAUCUGGCUCGUUCAGACAGCUAAACAUGGUACUUCAGAUCCCAGUAAAAGAUACGCUGUCCUCCAUAGUGUGUCACUGGGAACAGGACCGACGACAAAUGGCGGAACUUUGGAUUCAUUUGUGUUCGGAGGUACCUCUGACUCGUACGUAGAGAUUGAAAAUACGGACGGUGAACUGAAUGGGCCAGACGCUAUGUGUUGGGCCUUUUAUGUUAAAUUCCCUGCGGCUUCAUCGGAAGCUGUCCUACUCCAAUACUUCGGUCGUGACGGCUCAAAGGGAUUUCAACUUGUACUACAAACAGAUGGAGAGCUGAGAGCCGAUUUUUAUGACGAAAACGGCCAAGUGUAUACAUGUACCAGUAGCUUUGGUCUGAAUCCGGACAACUGGUAUCUUGUGGGAAUAAAUUUUAACACUUUGUGGGACUCGGAUGAACAGUUUGAUAUUUUCUACUUUGAAACUGAUAGCAAGGUAGAAACGGAAUCAAUCGGGCUAUCGAGAUCAAAUCCCUUCCUGGAUACUGAGGGAACAGUCAGACUGGGAGCUGCCCGAGAUGGAACUAGUCCAUUUAACGGGGAAAUGUCCUGUGUUCAGUUCUACAACACUUCACUCAUUGGAAAAACACAAAAGAGCAUCUACAACCUGUGUGAUCCAAAUCUUAUGGCAUCUGAUUAUGGUGAGCACACAAUGGAUUUCAUAGCAACGACAACUACACCACCAACAACGACAACGACAAUACAAACUACAACUACACCACCAACAACGACAACGACAUUACAAACAACAACGACAACUACACCACCAACAACUACAACUACACCA